AUGUUAGGCGAUGCUUUAUCUAAGCCUAAGCCUAAAGUCACAGGUAAUAUGCAGUCAGGAUUAAUUGUAGUAGAGACACUGCUAUCCAUGGAGGUUCCGCCGCCCCCGCAAUCGAUUGCUGAUUUUCUUGGCACUGGCUCUAGGCUUUGCAUCAUGCAGAUUGUCAUGGAAAAUUUCAAAUCCUACUACGGUCGUCAUGUUUUGGGCCCGUUUCAUAAGAACUUUACGUGUAUCGUCGGUCCAAACGGAAGCGGAAAGUCUAACGUCAUAGAUUCGCUGUUAUUCGUUUUCGGCUUCCGAGCACAGAAGAUUCGUUGCAAGAACAUGCGUGUGUUGAUACAUAAUUCUGAUGGUCAUCAGGACGUUGAUUUCUGUUCCGUAGAAGUGCACUUUGCACUUAUUAACGACACUAUAGUCCAAGAUAGUGAAUUCGUCGUGGCACGCACCAUUGACAAGCGCAACAACUCACGAUAUCUUCUGAACAACAACGUUGUUCAGUUCAAGGAUUUGUCAGCAUGGCUACGCCGCAACGGCAUCGACUUAGACCACAAUCGCUUCCUCAUUUUGCAGGGAGAAGUGGAAGAAAUAGCUCUCAUGAAGCCGAAAGCUCUGACGGAAGGAGACGAAGGUAUGCUAGAGUACCUGGAAGACAUAAUUGGAUCAUCGAGGCUGAAGGUGUUUAUCGAUAAACUGGACGAGAAACUUGAACAACUGAAUGACGUUUGCACGACGAAGGUUCGCAUGCAUUUAUUUUCGUGUAAUUUACUCUGUAGUGUUUAUUCGUCAUCGCACAAACAAACAUACGACAUAGUACAAUGGACGACCUUGCAUAUCCUGGAUCUGGACGAUCUCGAAGACAGACAACAAGAUGGCCACCAGAUAAACAUUGUAACAGUAUUUUUUAUGCCCUCACUAAAUGUAGUAUCGUUUUUUCUGCAUUGCAAUAGAAUUACAAUAGAAUUUUUGAUACUCUCUCAACUUUGCUAUUAG
Molecule: messenger RNA, 990 nt
Organism: Soboliphyme baturini
Lineage: Eukaryota; Metazoa; Nematoda; Enoplea; Dioctophymatida; Soboliphymatidae
Source: the annotation of a GenBank genome assembly